Molecule: messenger RNA, 2043 nt
Organism: Penicillium macrosclerotiorum
Lineage: Eukaryota; Fungi; Ascomycota; Eurotiomycetes; Eurotiales; Aspergillaceae
Exons: 4
Coding region: 1-2043 (680 amino acids)
Biological process (GO): monoatomic ion homeostasis; borate transport; transmembrane transport
Cellular component (GO): plasma membrane; fungal-type vacuole
Molecular function (GO): solute:inorganic anion antiporter activity; borate efflux transmembrane transporter activity
Source: RefSeq, a predicted model, not a curated record
AUGCCGCUGAUGUCAGCCUUCCGCCCUCCAUCUACCCGUGUUUCAUCAAUCCGUCGCACCUCACGACCACGUCGUCGAAGAAGGACAAGCAGACAUGAACCUAGAGAUCUUGACUCAGAAGGUCACGUCCAGGAUUCCGAUGCACAUUCAAGCAUCACACCUUCCAAGCAUACACCGCGAGCCUUUCGAAAGCUACGGGGCUCGGUGGCAGCUGGUGGCCCGCUUCGACCAUUCAGACUAGUGAAGCAGGAUAUUGUGAACCUGCGCCGACGAUGGGUUUCCGACUGGACGGUUUUCAACCAACUGAUCUUUGCAAGCGCCGUCUACGUGUUCUUCACUAAUCUCCUACCUGGCAUCACCUUCGCCAGCGACUUGUAUGUCUUGACUGGCAAGAGUUGGGGCACAAUCGAGGUGGUAUUUAGCACGGGUCUUUGUGGAAUCAUAUUUUCCCUGUUCUCAAUCCAACCCCUCACUAUUCUCGGCGUUACGGGGCCUUUUUCUGUCUUGGCAGAGAACAUUUAUUCGCUCUGCCAAGAUGUUUUCCAGAUUCCAUUUCUUCCAUUUAUGGCCUGGUCCUUGAUCCACUCCGCCUGGCUGCAUUACGUCCUGGCUAUCAUCAAUGCUCACGACUGGACGAUGCGCUAUGUGACUACUUUCGCUACAGAGAUAUUCUCCCUCCUGAACAGUAUUAUCUAUUUUCACAAAGCUAUUCAGGAGCUUGAGAGAGCCCACGAAAAUCUCUCCUUUGCAGCAUUUCUCUACGCCAUUAUCGGUGCGGUCGGCACAAUGCUUCUUGCUAUCUUCCUGUCCACGGCUGAGAAUUGGCGACCGCUAUUCCAUCGUUAUAUUCGCCUAGGCUUAACGGAAUAUGCAGCUGCCAUAUCGAUUAUCAUCUUCAUUGGCCUACCCUAUGUGGGCGAGCUCGCCAACCUGGAUAAAAUGACACUCAACGUGAGCACCUCAUUUCGGCCAACGUCUCCGGACCGAGAUAUAUUUUUCGUCAAAUUUUGGGAAUUGCCCAUACAAUGGAUAUUUGGUGCCAUUAUACCGGGUCUUAUCAUCACCAUGCUGUUCUUCUUUGACCACGAGGUCAGCUCCAUUAUCUGCACGAUUGAUCGAUAUGGGACUCGCAAGCCAGGAGGGUUUGCUUGGGAUAUCGUUUUGCUUGGAACCACGACAGCUUUGUGUGGAAUUCUGGGCAUCCCGCCUGCCAACGGCCUCCUCCCACAAGCACCACUGCACUCGGAGUCUUUGAUGCAUUCAGCGAAAGAGGAAAGGACCAUCAUCGUGGACGGUGAAGAGAAAACGGAACUUCACGAAGUUCGACGUGUCUACGAGCAACGUUGGUCUGCGUUCCUCCACUCGGGUGCUAUCCUGGUUUUCAUAAGUCCUCCAUUUAUGAAAGUGCUCGGUUUGACUCCGACUAGCGUCUUGGCUGGCCUCUUUCUCUUCAUGGGAGAGCAGAGCUUAUCACUGCCACCGCUGCCGCAAGCUCUAUUGCAACGCACUGAGCCAAGAGCCGUCGGUGACGACAACCCCCCUCGCAAUCCGUCAUAUCUUCCAAUCCAUCUCUAUACAUUCCUCCAAAUCGUCAUCACUGUUAUAAUCUUCAUUUUAACCCUUACGCGCGGUGCACCUGCAUUCCCGAUCUUGAUUAUCGCCUUGGUGCCGUUCCGACUAUGUGUCAUGAACAGAUGGUGGCCGCGUGAGGUGCUUCGUUUUGUCGACGCCUGGGCAUGUCGUGAGGGCACACCGGAGGAUGAUGAAGACGCAUUGACGAAAUCUCAACAAGCUGAUCAACAAAGCCCAGGCAGGGAAAGGUGUGAAUUCGUCCAAGACGGUGUUUUCCAGCGCGGGGCCGAGGCCGAUAGUAGUGUCCACGCUUCCGUCCCUGGCCCAAGUGAGAUAAAGCACCAGAUAGGAAGUUCCCAGAUCGAUGUCGCAGACAGGGAAAUAUGGGGAACGACUAAAGAAGAUAUGAAUCAUGAAUGGGUUGAGCUUGGACAUAGAGGCCGUUCCGAUGAGGAGCUAGGCCACAAAUGA